CACACACACACAAAAACACCCCUCCCCCUGCUGUGAGUCUGUAAUCCUCUCUCUCUCUCUCUCUCUCUCUCUCUCUCUCUCUCUCUCUCUCUGCGGUCAUCAUGGCGGAAAUAAAAACGGGAAUUUUCGCUAAAAACGUCCAGAAAAGACUGAACCGCGCGCAGGAGAAGGUGCUGCAGAAACUGGGAAAAGCAGACGAGACCAAAGAUGAACAGUUUGAACAAGUGGUCGUCAACUUCAGGAGGCAGGAGUCUGAAGGCGCUCGGCUGCAGAGGGAGAUGAAAGCCUACAUGGCUGCCAUCAAAGGGAUGCAGCAGGCCUCCAUCAACCUGACUCAGUCUCUGCACGAAGUCUACGAACCUGACUGGCACGGGAAAGAUGAUGUCAUGGUCAUUGGGAAGGACUGUGAUGCAAUGUGGGAGGACUUCCAUAACAAACUGGUGGACUCAACGCUGCUAAACCUGGACGAGUACCUGCUCCAGUUUCCAGACCUCAAAACUCGUGUGGCCAAAAGAAGUCGGAAACUCAUUGACUACGACAGCGCUCGCCAUCACAUGGAAACUCUGCAGGUGGCAGGGAUGAAGAAUGACCGAAAGGUGAUGAAGGCAGAAGAAGAGUUGAAAAAGGCUCAAAAAGUGUUUGAUGAAUUGAACGUUGGCCUGCAAGAUGAACUGCCGACUCUGUGGGACAGCCGGGUCGGCUUCUACAUCAGCACCUAUAAGAGCAUAACCAAACUGGAGGCCAAGUUUCACCGCGAGAUCUCUCUGGUCUGCAGACAGCUCUAUGAAGUGAUGACCAAACUGGCUGAGCAGCACUCGGACAAAAUGUUCACCAUCCAAGGAGCUCCGAGUGAUUCCGGCCCGCUGCGACUCGCCCGAACCCCCUCACCUCCAGAUUCUGAGAGUCCACCUGACAGUCCCGACGCCAGCUCCAACCACAUGCUCCGCCCUGUCUCACCUGGACCGCCACGCCCCAAAUCCCCGAUACAGCUUAAAAAGGGGCCACCGGUGCCCCCCCCACCGAAGGCCACACCUACCAAGGAGGUGGCAGAGGAGCAGAUCAUCGACCUAUUUGGAGGAGAAUUUCUACCAGCACCUUCACCAUCGCAGCCCAAUGAACGGCCGGGACAGUCUCUUCUCGACAUGGACUUUGAUGCUUUUGAGCCAGAUGAAAGUGUUUCGCCGAUACCACAGACAGCUGUGCCUUGGGAUAUGUGGUCGGCAAACUCCCAAACAGCUGAGCCUGCUGCAGACACUGGCUUCGUCGCAGACUGGUCUGCUGACUUUGGUUCAUUGGCAGCAAAUGGAGAUGCUGCAGUAGUAGCCAAGGCCCCUGCUGUAGGGCUGGAGGGGGCUGAGGGCGGUGCUCAGGAUUGGGCACAGGAUGGAGUGCAGGAUGGGGAGCAGGCAGAUGGCUGGCAGCCAGCUGCUGAUACAGCAACACCUCUUCAGGACAGGGAGGCAGCCACAACAUCUGAAGAUGAGGUUAGAGGCUGGUACUCUGAAACUAACUCCAACGUUCAUCCCUCUGCAUUCAGAGGCAAUGAAGAUGAGACAGGUCAGGUAGAUUCAGAGGGAGAUGCAGUAUGGCAGGAUGACCGCAGGAAGUCCACCCCAGGACUUAUAUUUACCAACGAGUAUGGUGAAUUGAUUGAGCACAGUACAGAGGACAGAGCAGACAACUGGUCCAGGUCUCCAGACGGGUCGGGAUCCGAGUAUGAGACCGCUGAGGAGUGGGCUGAUGGGGGUCAGGUGGGAGGCUGGGCGAGUGCCGAUGAUGAGCUUUCAUAUGACAACCAUUCCCCAGGGAACAUCUCAGAUGGGUUAGGAUUUUACGAUUUUGGAGCAGCAGAUCAGUCUCAAAGUGUAGAAGAGGUUUCAUCAGUGGGCAAAGAAUCAGACAGAAACUUUCCAGCUGAAGAAGAACUGCCAGAUAAACCAACUGAUCUUACAUCACUAUACACAGAUCGUUCUGAAACUCGGAGGGAAGGUGCGUUUGAUAUAGAUCCUUAUGCAGAUAAACAGGAAGGUGCGUUUGAUUCAGAUCCUUUUGCCGAAACACAGUUUGGAGACAAGGCGGGGGGGUUUGAGUUUGAUCCCUUUGCGGAGACUUCAGGAGAAGGUGCAGUUGGGAGUGAAUGGGAUUCAGACCCUUUUCCCAACAGUUUCCCAGCAGCCUCAGGGACUGAGCGCCGAGCCUCCAACACAACGUCUUGUCAGGAAGUUAGUCACAGCAGUGACUUCGACUCUCCUUUCCCCCAACAAAACUCUGCAUCUGCAGCUCUUUCUGGAACAGCAGAAGGAGUUAAAGAUUUAAACGUUACCAGAAUUCCCAAAGAACCAGAAAAUUCAGACAUGUCCGAAGACGAGGCUGCGAACCGGAGAUUUGGAAAGUUGUACCCAGAGCUAGAUACAGAAAAGGAAGAGGCGGCCAAUGCAUUUAAUGGAUUUUCUCAGGAUGCCACUGCAACAUCAUUUUUUGCGGAUUUUGAUAAGAUGAAUGAAGUUAACCCUGAAUCAACUGAGGCUACAGAAACAUCACAAACAGAAGCUGCUGAAGUAAAAGACAAGCCUGCAGCUCCCUCUGCUGGAGAAAUGAUAGAUGAACCUACAGUUCCCCUUGCUGCAGAAAAGCUAGAGGAACAUACAGCUCCCCCUGCUGGAGAAAAGGUAGAGGAACAUAUUGCUCCCCCUGUUGGAGAAAUGAUAGACGAACCUGCAGCUCCCCCUGUUGGAGAAAUGAUAGACGAACCUGCAGCUCCCCCUGGCGGAGAAAAGGUAGAGGACCAUUCAGCUCCUCCUCCUGGAGAAAAUGUGGAAGACCAUGCAGCUCCCCCUGCUGAAGAAAAGGUGGCGGACCAUGCAGCUCCCCCUGCUGGAGAAAAGGUGGAGGACCAUGCCGCUCCCCCUGCUGAAGAAAAGGUGGAGGACCAUGCAGCUCCCCCCGCUGGAGAAAAGGUGGAGGACCAUGCAGCUCCCCCUGCUGGAGAAAAGGUGGAGGACCAUGCCGCUCCCUCAGCUGGUGAAGAAGAUUCAGCAGAAAGUUCUCGCAGCCUUAAGGAGAAACCUGAUGCAAUGGUUGGUUCUUCAGACUCUGAGAAGGCAGAACGUAGUGAGACUUGUCCCGUUGACAAAGACAAAACAACUCCAGAUGAAGCAGCUCUAUCGGAAAAAAUGCCGAUCCCCUCUGUGGUGAUUGAGCCUGCUUCCAGUAAUGAAGGUGAUGAUGACCGUGAUGCUGACAUCAUCUCUCCCACUGCCAUUAGUGACAAUGGUGUGACAGCUGGAAACCCCGUUAUAAAACACAUGAGUCCGUCUGGGGGGGUGAUGGGACUCCCUGAUGACUUUCUCUACAAGGUGGAGACGAUGCAUGACUUUGAGGCUGCUAAUUCAGAUGAGCUGGAGCUAAAGAGAGGCGAUGUGGUGUUGGUGGUUCCCACUGCGUCAGUGGAGGAUCAGGAGGCCGGCUGGCUCACAGGGUUCAAAGAAAGUGAAUGGCUGACACUCGGCACUGGUGCUCACAAAGGACUUUUCCCAGAAAACUUCACUCAGCGUCUUGAGUAAAAGUCUCUUCCGAUGGUGUUAAGAAACGAGCCGAAGCUGAAGUAAAAGCCGUCCAGUCAGCAUAUAGCAAACCCCUGAGGAAACCUGCUGAAGUGGUCUGCUGGACAUCAAGCUUUCUCUGGUAGAUGAAACUCUACAAUCUACUGAAAAUAACUUUCAAAGUAAUAAAAAGUAGAACUAUUCCCAGCAUAACUGAAAACUAAUAAGCAUGAUGUGAUAGUAUGGUCUACCCUUCUCUGGAAUUGAGAUGUUUUUUAUUGUUGUUGUUGAGAACAAAAAGAUGUAUGAUUUAAUGGGAAUGUUGCAGUCUCUACAUGUACACACCUACAAAAAGCAGGAAAGGUGUUUCUGAAGAAAAAAAAAGAAAAGCUAACCUUUUGCACCCAGUGUGUUGUACUGAUUUAGUUUCUCUGCUGGAUAAUAUACCAGAAUCUAUAGUGCUGUGAUCUAUAUAAAUGUUCUUGAGUGUAACAUGAAACUCUUGAGUUUUGUUUUUCAGACAUUUCAUAGCUGUUACUACGUGUAUUUCUGUAAAAUCACGGUUGAGCGUAUGUGGUAUCUUUUCUUUGGCAUAUUUGGUGAUGAAUUAAGUUGCUGUGUUUUAGCCAAAAUAAUGUUGACAUUUAUCAUCUUAGCAUUGGCAAACAAACCGAGCACAUCCAGCAUGCAUAGGGUUUUAUCUAAGUCAGUAUUCAAAGAAGGAAGAAAUAAAAUAUCUGCCCCUGUUAAAAUGUUUAUAGUAAAGCUGUAUCAUAAAAGAUAUGUUAUGAAAAGUCUAUUUGCAAGAAAUGGAACCAACCAGAAGACAGUUCAAUCUCAUCAGUGUAUGGUCAUAGGGAAGGUAUUAACAAAUGCAAUAUGCAAUCUGUAUUGUUGCUAUAUUUCAGGUCUCCGUAGUCCAUGAGUCGCUUAGAUCAACAUUGAUGAUGUCACUUCCUUUGAUAGUAAAGUUACACUGAAAUGUAAACCGUUUUUGUGAUGUACAAACCAUAAACAUUUAUGUCAAGAUCAAUAAAAAAGACUUCAUGAGGU
Messenger RNA from Etheostoma cragini (Arkansas darter), 4595 nucleotides. It is a transcript of the gene amph, whose product is annotated as amphiphysin. Gene Ontology annotation, biological process: synaptic vesicle endocytosis. The record is from RefSeq and is a predicted model, not a curated record. Bases 102 to 3563 code for a protein of 1153 amino acids. The transcript is spliced from 24 exons. Gene Ontology annotation, molecular function: phospholipid binding; protein binding. NCBI's taxonomy places the organism in Eukaryota, Metazoa, Chordata, Actinopteri, Perciformes, Percidae. Gene Ontology annotation, cellular component: plasma membrane; cytoplasm; synaptic vesicle.